Messenger RNA from Acipenser ruthenus (sterlet), 2794 nucleotides. It is a transcript of the gene pdk4, whose product is annotated as pyruvate dehydrogenase kinase, isozyme 4. Gene Ontology annotation, biological process: regulation of glucose metabolic process; protein phosphorylation. Gene Ontology annotation, cellular component: mitochondrion. The record is from RefSeq and is a predicted model, not a curated record. Gene Ontology annotation, molecular function: pyruvate dehydrogenase (acetyl-transferring) kinase activity. The transcript is spliced from 11 exons. The coding region runs from base 292 to 1521 and encodes 409 amino acids. Lineage: Eukaryota; Metazoa; Chordata; Actinopteri; Acipenseriformes; Acipenseridae.
AGGUCUACUCUAAUUGGAUUGUGUGAAUGUCAAUCAUAUCAUAUUUGACACCAACAAUGUUAUUUUCCUGAACUACCGCAUGAUAAUAUGCAGGGGAGUCUAACGUAGAAUAGAGUUGAAAGUAUGGAAGUAUGAAAACACAGAUAUAUAUUUUUUUUACAACUACAGUGGUAUUUUAUACUAGAUUUGAGUAGGUGAACUGUGAAAGACAGAGGCUGGGACGGAUUUAAAAAAAAGGUGCUUCACAAACAAAGCGGGGCUCAUUUGGCUUUUUAAUCUUAAACAGUAAACAUGAAAAUUGCACGGUAUUUAAUGAGAAAUACUGCUUUGGUAAACAUACCCAAACAAAUCGAGAGAUUCUCCAAGUAUUCUCCUUCUCCUUUGUCAAUGAAGCAGUUCCUUGAUUUUGGUUCGGCCAAUGCUUGCGAGAAGACUUCUUUCGUGUUUUUAAGGCAAGAACUUCCUGUCAGGUUGGCCAAUAUCAUGAAAGAGGUUGAUUUUCUUCCGGACAAGAUGCUGUGCACCCCUUCGCUACAGCUGCUGCAGAGCUGGUAUGCCCAGAGUCUUAUGGAAAUAGUGGAGUUCCAGGAGAAGAAUCCCGAUGAUGGAAAAGUUUUAUCUAAUUUUACAGAGGCUCUGGUGAACAUCAGAAACAGGCACAACAAUGUGAUCCCUACCAUGGCUCAGGGGGUUAUCGAGUAUAAAGAGUCCUUUGGCGUGGACCUAGUCACAAAUCAGAAUGUCCAGUACUUCCUUGACCGUUUCUACAUGAGCCGCAUUUCUAUCCGCAUGCUCAUAAACCAGCAUACUCUUAUCUUUGAAGGAAGCAGAAAUCCUGCCCACCCUAAGCAUAUAGGAAGCAUUGACCCUAACUGUGAUGUAGUGGAAGUUGUUAAAGAUGCAUGUGAAAGCUCAAAGAUGCUGUGUGAUCAGUAUUACUUGGCAUCCCCUGAGGUGAUAAUCAAACAGGUGAAUGCAAAGGCAGUGGGUCAGCCUCUCCACAUUGUAUAUGUCCCGUCCCAUCUGUACCAUAUGUUGUUUGAGCUCUUCAAGAAUGCAAUGAGAGCCACUGUUGAGACUCAUGAGUCCAGCCCUUCCCUUCCUCCUAUAGAAGUGAUGGUUUCAUUGGGAGAUGAAGACCUGACAAUAAAGAUGUUAGAUAGAGGUGGAGGCGUUCCUUUGAGGAAGAUCGACCGACUUUUCAGUUACAUGUAUUCUACAGCUCCAAGGCCUGUCAUGGACAACUCUUCUAAUGCACCAUUGGCUGGCUUUGGCUAUGGUCUACCCAUCUCUCGCCUUUAUGCCAAAUACUUUCAGGGAGAUUUGCAGCUGUAUUCCAUGGAAGGAUAUGGUACAUCUGCUGUUAUAUAUUUAAAGGCUUUGUCAACAGAAUCUGUGGAAAGACUUCCCGUGUUCAACAAAUCAGCCUGGAGGCAUUACCAGACAAGUAUAGAGGCAGACGACUGGUGCAUUCCCAGCAAGGAGCCGAAGAAACUGGGGAAAUACGAUGUCAACGUAUGAGAGAUACAGCAUUUUACACAAAGCAAAGAGUUAUUUUGGACAUUUGCCAGACUUAGUACUCCUAUCUGGUCACCAAACACAAACCCAGGAGCUCAAUUGCGGCUCAACAGAUACACACAUGGAGAGAACAUCAUUAACAUAGUGUUUUAGAAUGUAACUCUUCAUUCUGUUUAUUGAACAGAGUGAUUACUCAUCAUUUAGAAGAAAUAUAAAAUACCGUUUUCUGUCAGAAGCAUGUUAAUCUUUUUGUGAAUGCAUGAAUGGUACUGUUUAGACUCGAUAUACUCUUCUGGGCAUAAGCUAUAACGCCUUUUGUUGCUUGUUUUGUUUUUCCUUUCCACAGAGUGGCAAAUUGACUUCUGUAGAUACCCUGUGUGUGUGUGUGUGUGUGUGUGUGUGUGUGUGUGUGUGUGUGUGCGCGCACGCUCAUUGAGCUCCAACAACCCCUACUGGUCAGUCACUAAAAAGACUCCAGGAAGAGACUUCCCAGACUAGGCUGGUGUUUCCAGGGUUCUGUUGCUUGUAGCAUCCGAGCUCAGGUUCAGUUGGUGAAUGGCUUUACUGCAGGGCCAAGGAACACCAUUUGUGUUACAGCAGGUUACAUUUUUGAAUUUGGGUGGAAAGGUUAAACUAAAAAUAAAAUAAAUAAAAAGCUGAAAAAAUCUGGUAAACUUUUUAAAAUAUGAUUUUCCAGUAUGUAUGCCAUAAAACAUUCAUAUUUAGUGUGGUUUACUUUUUUCAUAAUUGCCACAAAACUGACGUUUGUAACUUUUAUUUUUAUAACACAAUUUCACUGUUUUUGACUGUCAAUCAAUGUAGCUAGAUAGUAUAUAAAACUGUUGGUUUGUUAAAAUGUUACUGUUCAUAUCAUUAAAAAUUGAAUAUUUUACUUGGGUAUAUUAUAUCUAUCUGUAGUUCUAGUAUAUGACUGUUAUUUACUGUUAUUACUCUUCAGACUGUAACAUACCCCCCCCCCCACUUCAGAAUAAAUCAAUGAUGGUGAAUCUUAAAUCUUAAAUAUUAAACUCUAUUUUCAGAGUGUAUAAGAUAUACCAAGCACUGUCAAACUAAGUUCGUUUGAUGAAAUAAGCUGUUUGCACCUAACCAAAAAAGCCUUAUUUUGUAUGCCAAAUACUGUAGAAAGCUCUGAUGGCAUUACAGAAUGCCUUUUUAAAGUAAGCAAAGAUGUAAGUAUCAAUUAUUUCAAGAAAGAUUGUAUUAUUAUUAUUUGCUGUAUUUUCAAGGUUAAUAAAAUGGUUGUUGCAUUAUCAAA